AGCUUGCUGGUCAACAUAGCGGCGUAGCGAGUGUCUGCGUUUGCUCUUCGAAAAGCGCGAGCGCCUGCAGAUUCGCUUAACGUUUAGGCAGUGCAAAAAAAGUCUUCCGAGCGGCGUCCUCCCAAGGGUUCGCGGGAUUUCGCUUCGUUACAGGACAACCGGCAGUGUAAUCGAAACGUUUCGCAUCAAAAUAGCGACGUGCCGGUAUUCUAGACGCCGUAGUCGUGCUUCAGCGCGUCGUCGCUAUUAGACUAAGCUAGGUCGAUCAUUUAAACCGCCAUGCCGUACGCCAACCAGCCGUCGGUGCACAUCAGCGAGCUGACGGACGAGAACGUCAAGUUCUUCAUCGAGGACACCGACCUGAGCGUGGCGAACAGCCUGCGUCGAGUCUUCAUCGCCGAGACGCCGACGCUGGCGAUCGACUGGGUCCAGCUGGAGGCCAACUCGACCGUGCUGCACGACGAGUUCAUAGCGCACCGGCUCGGCCUGAUCCCGCUCACGAGCGACGAGAUCGUCGACAAGAUGCAGUACUCGCGGGACUGCACGUGCGCCGACUUCUGCACCGAGUGCUCGGUCGAGUUCACGCUCGACGUCAAGUGUCUGGACGAGCAGACGCGCCACGUGACCACGGCCGACCUCAAGUCGAGCGACCCGCGCGUCGUGCCCGUCACGUCGCGCCACAAGGACGACACCAACGAGUACGGCGAGACGGAGGACAUCCUCAUCGUCAAGCUGCGCAAAGGUCAGGAGGUCAAGGCCCGCGCCUACGCCAAGAAAGGGUUCGGCAAGGAGCACGCCAAGUGGAACCCCACGUGCGGCGUGGCGUUCGAGUACGACCCGGACAACGCGUUCCGACACACCACCUACCCGCGGCCCGAGGAGUGGCCCAAGAGCGAGUACACCGAGCUGGACGAGGACCGCGCCGAGGCCGAGUUCCAGAGCGAGGGCAAGCCCAACAAGUUCUACUUCAACGUCGAGUCGUCGGGCGCCCUGAAGCCCGAGAACAUCGUGCUGAGCGGCCUGAGCGUGCUCAAGAAGAAGCUGAGCGACUUGCAGACGCAGUUGUCGCAUGAGCUGCCCUGCGACUCGCUCACCAUCAACUAACUGAUUUUGGGAGGGAAAGCAGCUCCAUUCCAUUCAAGAGAGUGCAUGAACCGUUUUCAUAUUGUUCAUAAAGCAGAAUACAUCAUUGCCAUUCUAAUGUCUGAACAAGUCUCGGAUUGCUGCCAACACCGCUAAUUUUCGGCCUAUGCUGGUGUGCAUGUAAGUAGCUUUUUCCAGCAUAUUAAGUGCUGUGCAACGUGAUUUAGGUGUGGGGACACCAGGAGCUGCCAUUGCUCAAUGUUUCAAUUAUGGACACACAUUUCACGAUAGUUAAUUAGAAUAGCUAUACAAUCCAACCCCUCAAUUAUGCCUGGAAAGAAAUUUUUCUUUUUGUAGAGCACACACACCAGUUACCUUGCAAAACUAAAAUUUACUUAAAGAAGUAGCUGAUCUUUCUUACUGUUUCACAUUGCUUUGAAGGAACAUGAUGGCUGAAGCCAAGCAGCUCAGUAAUCGUUGCAAAGCUUGGUCAUUAUCGCGUUCACUGAGAAAAGUGCGAGUUGUGUCAAAAUAAAGAACUGCACAUGAACUUACUUGUAUUGCAUGUAUUUUGUUGCUUUUCUCACUCUCAUCGUCACCCUGCUAUCCUUUGCCCCCCCCCUCCCCCUCAACGAUAGCGUCGCUGAACUCUUCGUACACGAUCAGGUGAGUGUCAGCGCACUAAAGUCCAGCAGUUCAACAGUGUCUGUUAUCACUCCCUUAACAUGCAAGGCACAUACCAUGUUUCAACCUGGGGCUGCAGGUCAUCGCUACUUGCAGAAUGCAGAACCAUCCGCUUCAGUUUCUAGCAAUAUUUAACUUCUGGGGUUUGCUCAUGAGUUCAAAAAAAGUGUUGUGUAUCACUCCCUAAAACUUUAGUUACUGCGGGAGUGCUUUUCAAAACCUCUUCCCUGUCGAGAGGAGGCGAAUGUUCGCUACCGACGUUCGCCAGGCGCACCAGACUUCUUUGUUGGCAUGAGUAUUUCGUUUUUCAGGGAUUCACAUGUUGGUGAGUGCCCAAAUCAUGUUUACAGCAGUACAACAAUAAAUAUGUACUUAA
Molecule: messenger RNA, 2143 nt
Organism: Rhipicephalus microplus (southern cattle tick)
Lineage: Eukaryota; Metazoa; Arthropoda; Arachnida; Ixodida; Ixodidae
Gene: Polr2C
Product: RNA polymerase III subunit RpII33
Biological process (GO): transcription by RNA polymerase II
Cellular component (GO): RNA polymerase II, core complex
Molecular function (GO): protein dimerization activity; DNA binding
Source: RefSeq, a predicted model, not a curated record